GUUAUAAACAUGUGAAAACAGCUGCUGAUGCAUGCGCUAUCGAUACAUUACUCAUCACUGACACACUAUUUCGUUCACGUAAUCUAACCGAACGUACUAAAUAUGUGGAAUUAGUUGAUCAAGUGAAAGAUAAUCAAGGCAUUGUAAGAAUAUUUUCUAGUCUACAUGUUUCUGGUGAACAACUUAAUCACUUGUCCGGUGUAGCUGCAAUAUUACGCUUUCCCAUACCGGAACCUGUGACAGACGAUGAUGAGUCGGAUAGUUCUGAAGAAGAUGAUAAUUAAUUAAUUUAAAUUAUUUUGAAAAAAAAAAUCGUUCUUCUUAAUCAGAACAAUGUUUUUUUUCUUUCUUAUUUGUCAUUUGUAAUUUUACAACUUGACUUAUUGGCGCUGUUGUUUCCAUUGACAUUUGUUCUGUUCUUUGAACUUGUUGUGAAUAUUCUAUUCUACUUAGGCAAUGGUUUUCUUCGCUCCUGUUGUUGUGUUUUUGGUUUUUCCAUUGUUGUUGUACUACUCAUUAUGAAUUGAUAUGAUAUGAUACAACUUGAUGCAACUAUGACAGUAUCCAUUUGUGCCAAGUUUUUAUGGGGUUCCUUACACACAUUUAUUUGGUUUGUACAAAAUGAAUACUAAACAUUUUCUGUGUUUAUGAUAUGAUAUCUUACUUAGAUUGGAAAAAUUAUUUCAUAUUUUACUAUAUUUUAUGUGGAAACGAUGUCGAUCGCUAGUUAAUAACAUUGACGAGUAACUUCAUAGAAGAAAGUGAGCUUAUGUAAUGUACGUUCUGUUAUGGCGGGCACUUAAAGAAGAUUGACUCUCUUCUAGAACUGUUUUUUU
Messenger RNA from Schistosoma turkestanicum, 836 nucleotides. NCBI's taxonomy places the organism in Eukaryota, Metazoa, Platyhelminthes, Trematoda, Strigeidida, Schistosomatidae. The record is from the annotation of a GenBank genome assembly.